AUGAACAUAAAGCACAUUUCCCUCCCGCCGAGAGAUCCAAGGUCCCAGUCCGUGGAUUCCUACUGUCGCAGCUUCCAGUUUAGCGUUGCGUCUGGAAACCUCUUGAGCUGGAGAGUCCCUGCCGAGUGUGUUCCCUACGUCCGGAGCUACACCACCGGGCCACAGUACCGACGUCCAAGCUGCAACGAGCUUGGCAUUCCAGCAAGCCCAGACUUUCUGCGCCAGGCCGGCAUUGAUGCGUGGCUGUUUGAUGUCGAUGGUACUCUCCUCUCAACCACGCCUUACUUUGCUACAAAGCAGUUCGGAGCUGGGAGCUACCACGACACUGACUUUAACUUGUGGGCCGCCAGAGGCGUCCCGGCGAUCGCUCCAGUGAGGACGCUUCUCAGAACGAACUGGACAGUGUUCCUCGUGUCCACACGCCCAUAG
Selaginella moellendorffii is the source of this 429-nucleotide messenger RNA. Its product is annotated as acid phosphatase 1. The transcript is spliced from 3 exons. The record is from RefSeq and is a predicted model, not a curated record. The coding region runs from base 1 to 429 and encodes 142 amino acids. Lineage: Eukaryota; Viridiplantae; Streptophyta; Lycopodiopsida; Selaginellales; Selaginellaceae.